Molecule: messenger RNA, 1308 nt
Organism: Ogataea parapolymorpha DL-1
Lineage: Eukaryota; Fungi; Ascomycota; Pichiomycetes; Pichiales; Pichiaceae
Exons: 1
Coding region: 1-1308 (435 amino acids)
Source: RefSeq, a predicted model, not a curated record
AUGGAUAUUCUUCGGUUGGAUUCGCGACCAAUUGAUGCUUUCUUUGGUCCUGAACUACCGUCUACAGAGGCCUAUGAUAGUCUGCGGGCAUUACUCUACCAGCUUUUUGACUUUCUCACUUAUAAUGAUGCCACCCUGACACGUUCUGCACGCCGCAGAGCAGAAAAUGUGAGUAAUAAUUCUCGUUUUGACCCUCUUCCAAACAGGAAUGCAGCUACAUUAUAUGGCCUCAGCACUGAUGAAGAUAAACUUAAAGACCAACUAUUGACUAAUAAGAAUUUCAACAAGGUGCACCUCAGCUCGUGGGAGUUUUUUCGAUGGGGUUUCAAGUGUGCGGAUCGCCAGGAUGAAAAGCCUUAUCUUGUGAGCUGGAGAAUUUGGAAAAAUCUGCUGCAUUUGUUUCUAGACUUUUACUGGUACGACUUCGGGCGGCAAGAAUACUCUGGUGACUCAAAUGGCCGACUCGAAAACAUUAAAUCAACGCUCAUCUACCAGGCGAUUUUUGCGUUGAAUGAACAUACCAUGAAGGCUGCUUCAACGGAGUUGAUAGACAUAGCAUUCACCUCAAAGGAUUCCUUUUCUGCUCCCAUUUUUGUCAACGAAUUGAGACUUCUCAAAACAGCAGUGAUACCUAGCGAAACCAAGAACGAGGGCGAGCCAUCAGAUUCGAUACCACUUAGGCGCUCUCUACUUUGUUUGUGCUACUGCGUUCUGAAGCAAUUGUCCCAAAAUCAAUCCGAGAAGCUGAUUGAGGACUUCGCGGUGGAUGUGGGAGAGAGAUUGAUUUCACGGGGCAAUGCUGAUGUACUUGAAUUCUUUACAACUUCUGAUCCUGCGCAAGAUGAAAUGCUAUUGAUUGUUAGCGUCAAUCUUAUGGAACAGAUUACACAUGACGAUGUGGAUUACGCCGAACCCUACUCCUGGUUUUUCAGUUCUGCCUCAAUCGAUGAUUCAUUCUUGAGUUUCAUACUUACAGCCGAACCAGACUUUGUGAAACAUAGUACACCCAAUAGAUUGUUGGCUCAUCGUUCUCGUCUUGAGCUGAUGAACCUCCUGAUAAAUUUCCAAUUAUCAUUAUGGGUGAAAAAUAAUUGGUAUAACUUACCACAGCAAAGAAGGAAAGACACAGCCACAAAAAUAUUGUACGCCCUGGGAUCGAUGGACGACAACCGAAGACAGAGCAUUGAAGAAGUGUAUAAAGAAUGCAAGCUCAGAAAUCUCGUCACGAAGGCAGAGACGGAAAAAUAUCUCGAGGGGAGCUUGUUUUUGACAAGACUACAGGACAUCUAUAGAAUCAAAUUAAUGUAA